UCAACAAGUUCAAUUAUAAAAAAUAGCCGAGACAAACACUCCUUCAUAUUUGUUUGUUUGAUUUCAAGCAAAACCCACAAGCAGUUGACUCGUAAGUCUUGAUCUUCGAAAAUAUGUCGAAUGCUAUGAAAUCUCGAGAUCUUGUUCAUGUCUUACUAGUCUCUUUCCCUGCUCAAGGCCAUGUCAACCCUCUACUCAGACUCGGCAACCUCCUUGCCUCCACAGGCCUCCUCGUCACCUUCUCGGCCCCCGAAAGUAUCGGAAGCUCUAUGAGAAAAGCUAACAAGAACAUCGACGACCUCACUCAGGUCGGUGAAGGCAUGAUCCGGUUCGAGUUCUUCGAUGACGGAUUAGGCCAACACGAUGAUCCGAGACGCAAUGAUCUCGACACCUAUAUUCGGCAUCUUGAGUUGCACGGAAAAGAGGCCGUUACUAGAUUUGUGGAAAAACAUAACAAACAAGGCCAGCCCGUGGCGUGCCUCAUCAACAAUCCGUUCAUUCCAUGGGUCACUGAUAUUGCUCAUGACCUCAAAAUCCCGAACGCGGUGCUUUGGGUACAAUCUUGCGCUUGUUUAUCCGCUUAUUAUCAUUACUAUAACAAAUUGGCCAUAUUUCCGGAUGAGACUAAUCCGGAGAUUGAUGUCCAAUUGCCAUCCAUGCCUUUGCUGAAACACGACGAGGUCCCUAGCUUCUUGCACCCUCAUAGUCCUUACACUGUUUUAGGAAGAGCAAUCUUAGGCCAGUUCAAGAAUUUGUCGAAAACGUUUUGUGUGCUCAUAGAAACAUUUGAAGAACUCGAAAGUGAGCUCGUUGAUUACAUGUCAAAAUUCUGCCUCAUCAAACCUAUUGGUCCAUUAUUCAAGAAUCCUAAAUCUUCGAACUCUAGCAUCCAAGGCGAUUUCAUAAAAGCCGACGAUUGCCUCAGUUUCUUGGACUCCAAGGAACCCGCGUCAGUUGUGUACAUAUCAUUCGGCAGUGUUGUUGCUCUAAGUCAAGAACAAGCCGAGGAAAUUGCUUUCGGGCUUCUGAAUUCGGGUGUUUCGUUUUUGUGGGUUUUAAGGCCGCCUCACCCGAAUUUCGACCCUGUAAUUCUCCCCGAAACUUUUUUGGAAAAAAUUGGCGAACGUGGAAAAAUUGUGCAAUGGUGCGCGCAAAAAGAAGUCCUCCAACACCCAUCCGUGGCCUAUUUUGUAACGCAUUGCGGAUGGAACUCGACGUUGGAGGCGAUUACUAGCGGCGUCCCGGUGGUGGCCUUUCCAGCAUGGGGUGAUCAAGUGACGAAUGCAAAGUACUUGGUUGAAGUGUUACACUUGGGAGUUAGACUAAGUAGAGGUGACCAAACUGAAAAAGUUGCGAUUUCGAGGGACCGAAUUGAAAAUUGCUUGAAAGAGGCUUUUGGACCUAAGGCAGCUGAGCUGAAAAAAAAUGCACUCAAGUGGAAGCAAGUGGCGGAGGAAGGGGUGGCUGAGGGUGGCUCAUCAGAUCGGAAUUUGAAAGACUUUGUGGACAAAAUUAGAGACGUAUCAAAGUUGGGUGGGGUUGAUGUGAACCCCCUUGUUGUGAAUGAAAAAUCCCGCACGUAACUAUCUUUAAUUUUUAUAAAUAAGUCAAAUAUUGUGUUGGUUGAUGAAGUCUUCUUCCAUGUUUUAAUAAUUAACAUGGUAAUUGUUGAUGAA
Daucus carota subsp. sativus is the source of this 1676-nucleotide messenger RNA. RefSeq names its product gallate 1-beta-glucosyltransferase 84A24. Bases 114 to 1583 code for a protein of 489 amino acids. Gene Ontology annotation, molecular function: quercetin 3-O-glucosyltransferase activity; quercetin 7-O-glucosyltransferase activity. Lineage: Eukaryota; Viridiplantae; Streptophyta; Magnoliopsida; Apiales; Apiaceae. The record is from RefSeq and is a predicted model, not a curated record. The transcript has a single exon.